CAUUCUGUGAUCCACCAAUUCCUCGGGCAACCUGUUCCAGUGUCUCACCGCCCUCACUGUAAAGAACCAUUUCCUAACAUCUAGUUUGAAUCUCCUCUCUGCCAAUUUAAACCCUUUACCCCUCAUCCUGUCAUUACACCUCUCUUCCCAACACAAAGCUAUUCCCCCUUAACCUAGCACUCCAAACUCAUAUACAGAGUCCCUUCCCAGCUUUCCUGUAGCCUCCUUCAGGUACCGGAGGGGACCCUUUGCAGAAGGCUGAACCCCUUAAGCUGCAGAGAUCGCUGCUGGAGCAGAGGCCAGUAUAGAGAUGCCUCACUCGAGAAGGUACCGCUCGUCGGAGCGCAGCAGCCGGGGCAGCUACCACGAGCGCUACAGAAGUCGCAAGCACAAGAGGCGGCGGACGCGGUCGCGGUCGAGCAGCAGCGAGCGCGACCGUCGGCACCGUCGGGAAGACAGCUACCACGUUCGAUCCAGGAGCUACGACGACCACUCAGCAGACAGGAGGGCUUACGACCGGCGUUACUGUGACAGCUACCGGCGCAAUGAUUACAGCCGCGAGCGAGGGGAAGCCUACUACGAGCCCGAGUACCGUCACUCCUACGAGUACCGACGCUCCCGCGACCGCGAGGGCAGCUACCGCAGCUGCAAAAGCAGCCGGCGUAAGCACAGGCGGAGGCGGCGCCGCAGCCGGUCCUUUAGUCGCUCCUCAUCGCAGCGGAGUCGACAGAGCAGCAGAAGGGCCAAGAGUGUGGAGGACGACGACGAGGGGCAUCUGAUCUAUCGCGUCGGCGACUGGCUACAAGAAAGAUAUGAGAUUAUUAGCACCUUAGGGGAGGGCACCUUCGGCAGAGUGGUGCAGUGCAUCGAUCACCGGAGGGGUGGUGCACGUGUGGCUCUCAAAAUCAUUAAAAACGUGGAGAAGUACAAAGAGGCUGCUCGGCUGGAGAUCAACGUGCUGGAGAAGAUCAACGAGAAGGAUCCUGAGAACACCAAUCUCUGCGUCAGGAUGUUUGACUGGUUUGACUACCAUGGCCACAUGUGCAUCUCCUUCGAGCUGCUGGGGCUCAGCACCUUUGAUUUCCUGAAGGACAACAACUACCUGCCUUACCCCAUCCACCAAGUUCGGCACAUGGCCUACCAGGUGUGCCAGGCUGUGAAAUUUCUGCACGACAACAAACUCACUCACACUGACCUCAAGCCAGAGAACAUCCUCUUUGUGAACUCCGACUAUGAGCUCUCCUACAACUUGGAAAAGAAGCGGGACGAGCGGAGCGUGAAGAGCACAGCCAUCAGAGUGGUGGACUUUGGCAGUGCCACGUUUGAUCAUGAGCAUCACAGCACGAUUGUCUCCACCAGGCAUUACCGGGCCCCAGAAGUCAUACUGGAGCUUGGCUGGAGCCAGCCCUGUGAUGUGUGGAGCAUUGGCUGCAUCAUCUUUGAGUAUUAUGUGGGUUUCACCCUGUUCCAGACACAUGACAACCGAGAGCACCUGGCCAUGAUGGAGAGGAUCUUGGGGCCAAUUCCUUCUCGCAUGGUGCGGAAGACAAGGAAGCAGAAAUAUUUCUACCACGGCCGCCUGGACUGGGAUGAGAACACCUCUGCUGGCCGCUACGUCAGGGAAAACUGCAAGCCACUGAGGCGAUACCUGACCUCCGAAGCUGAGGACCAUCACCGCCUCUUCGACCUCAUCGAGAGCAUGCUGGAGUAUGAGCCCUCCAAGCGCAUCACCCUGGCUGAAGCCCUCAAGCAUCCCUUCUUUGACAUUCUGGAGAUGGAGCCAAGCACAAAAAUGUGGGACUCUAGCAGGGACAUCAGCCGAUGAUGCCCUAGGUGCCAGCCUGCCCUCAGAUUCUAGCCCCUGUGGAGGCCUUGUGUGAUUUCUAUUCAGACACUUGGUGCUUUUUUUCCUUUGGUUAUUUUUUUUCUUUAAUAUAUAUAUAUAUAUAUAUACAUGAAAAUUCCUCCCUGGAUAACCUUUGUAAAGAUGUUAAUAUGUGAGAUAGUGUAAAUAGCUCAUAUUCUAUAUUGGCCUCUUGAGCACCACAGGUUUGACCUCCUGCUGUUGCUGCUGCCAUUCUCGUGAGGUAAGAGGCCUGGAUGUCCAUAUUGUACAUACCUCUGUUCAUGUGUUGCUCUGUUUUCUCUCUCCUGCCCUCCUUGAUGUAAAUACUCCCAGCUCUCUGUAGCUUUAUCUGUUUCCUUUCCUAAGUUAUGAAACUGGUGGGAUUGCAUGGGAAUUAUUUUUUUGGAUCAAUGUCAUAGCCCAUCCCCACACCAGAGUUUUAUAAGAAUUUUGUACAGUCUUUGUGGAAAAAUAAAUAUGAAGUCAAUAA
This is a messenger RNA of Pogoniulus pusillus (Red-fronted tinkerbird), 2336 nucleotides long. RefSeq names its product CDC like kinase 2 (gene CLK2). The record is from RefSeq and is a predicted model, not a curated record. The coding region runs from base 311 to 1825 and encodes 504 amino acids. The transcript is spliced from 13 exons. NCBI's taxonomy places the organism in Eukaryota, Metazoa, Chordata, Aves, Piciformes, Lybiidae. Gene Ontology annotation, molecular function: protein serine/threonine kinase activity; ATP binding; protein tyrosine kinase activity. Gene Ontology annotation, biological process: regulation of RNA splicing; peptidyl-tyrosine phosphorylation. Gene Ontology annotation, cellular component: nucleus.